Messenger RNA from Sesamum indicum (sesame), 3242 nucleotides. Its product is annotated as chromatin assembly factor 1 subunit FAS1. The record is from RefSeq and is a predicted model, not a curated record. Gene Ontology annotation, biological process: nucleosome assembly. Gene Ontology annotation, cellular component: CAF-1 complex; nucleus. Lineage: Eukaryota; Viridiplantae; Streptophyta; Magnoliopsida; Lamiales; Pedaliaceae.
GUAUCAUACAAUUUUUGUAUUUCUUCACUGCUGAAAAUUGGAGUAGCUGUAGAAAUCUCAAUCUCGAGUUCCGAGAAAUCGAUUUCGUUGUUCAGUUCUGAGUAGUGGUAAUUGAAACCCUUUCCUCUCUUGAUUUCUCAUUUGAUUUCUGGAGAAAAAUGUUAUAAGAUGAUGGAGGAAAAUCAUUUUGGUGUAAUGGGAUUUGGGUUUUCUGUAUAAUCUGCAGAGUGGUAGGGAAUUUGUUUUUAAGAGUUAUAUAGAAAAACCCUCUUUUAGUUCGGUCGAUUCGGUUCAAAUUGGGGUCAUUUUCGGGGGAAAUAUGUUGAGAGUCUGAGAUUUUUGAUUUGGGUUUCUCUUUUUUGGUUCAUUUGUUUAAUCGUUGCACGAAUGGGAGACGAAGAAGUUCGUGUUCUUUUCUGGGGCCUGUCUUACGUUUGUACAAACAAUUGAUUCGUUGCAUGCAGCAAUGGGGGAAGUUGAACCGAUGCACAUUGACGGUCCAGAUCAGAAGAAGAAGUCAGUGAAGAGAAAAAGAGUGGAGCCAUGUUUAUACACACCAAGCUCUGAAGAAAAACAAGCGAAAAUUAAGGCAUUCCGUGAUGAAAUUAACAGCCUUGUCAGAUUCUGUAAAGAUGUGCUCCUCGAAAGUAGAGGGGCGUUGUUGGACAAUGUGGAGAAAGUUGGGAAUUCUUCUUUGAAUAGUGUAAUUGCAUUUUUAAUGGAAGAGAGCGUUCUUCCUUUGUCAAAGCUCGUGGAUGAGAUUUUUGAGAAAGUUAAGGGCAGAACUGGAGAUGUUGAUGGUGUUAGUAAGGCUAGUGUGAAGAGUGCUGUGCUUAUAAUUGGGCAGAGAUUAUGCUAUGGCGUGACUACUGCAGAUGCUGAUAUUUUGGAGGAUGAUGCUGAGUGCGCACUAUGGUGUUGGGAGACAAGAGAUCUGAAGUUGAUGCCUAAAUUAGUGCGUGCAUCUCUGAAAGUUCGGCGAACUUGUCGGAAAAAGAUUCAAGAGAGGAUUAUGGCUGUUUCAGCAAUGAUAAACGCACUGGAGAGGUCAGAAAACCAUCCAAACUACCCGCAAGAGCUGACGAAAGCUUCAGACAAGCUCAGUAAAGUUCUACACGAGGCAGAUAUCCGAUUGUUAAUGGAGAACAUGUCACAAAAGAAUGGUGCUGAAAUGGCUGAGAAGGAAGCCAAGAGAGAAGAAAAGCUAUUAAUCAAGCAAAUGGAGAAGAACAAAAGAGAAAUGGAGAAAGAGAGGAAGAAGAUGGAUCGUGUGCUUCAGAAGGAAAAGUUGCAAAGUGAAAAAGAGCUGAAGCGGUUGCAUGAUGAGGCAGAAAAGGAGGAGAGGCGACGCCAGAAAGAAGAAAAUGAUAUGCAGAAACAGCUGAAAAGGCAGCAAGAGGAUGCAGAGAAAGAUCAAAGACGCAGGGAGAAGGAAGAAGCUGAAAUGAGAAAGCAACUUGCUCUCCAGAAACAAGCAUCGCUCAUGGAGCGUUUCCUUAAAAGAAAUAAAACUGAUUCGACUUCUCAAAAUGACAGUUCUAUGAGCAAAGCAACCACUUCUGGGUCAUCUUCCAACAUGCUUGAAAGGACGUCUGAAUCAGUUACUCUAGUAAUGGAUUCUGUAUUGUCCCAAAAUGGUGGACUUGAGGUGGAAGAUAUAUGGAAGUCGCACUUAAAUUCUUGGUGCCUCAUUGGACAUUCGAUGCGUUCAAGCAGGAAAAUGCGCUGGGGCAUUCGUCAGAAACCUAAGACCAAACUGGUCAAGGAACUCAAGCUUACUACAAAUAAAGAACUGACUUGUGAUGAGGACUUGAAUGUAGAGAAGUUUGUGGGUGGAUGGGUUGACCAAGAUGUUGAUAGAAGACUGUCGCAGAUGAACACCGAUAGCAGUCCUCUUCCUAGUACCCAGAAGCGAAUUCGAGCUAAGCAGCUGUUGCAGUUUGAUAAGAGUCAUAGGCCUGCAUUUUAUGGUGUUUGUCCCAGGAAAAGUCAAAUUGUUGGCCCACGCCACCCUUUUGUAAAGGACCCAGAUAUAGACUAUGAGAUAGAUAGCGAUGAAGAAUGGGAAGAGGAUGAACCUGGUGAAAGCCUAUCAGAUUCUGAAAAGGAUGACGAAGAUGAAAGUGCGGAGGGACAUCUAAAGGAUGAUGAAGAAGAGGAAAGUGAAGAUGGAUUCUUUGUUCCUGAUGGAUAUCUCUCGGAGAAUGAGGGAGUGAAGGCCGAUGAAGUAGAAUCUGAUGAUUUGGUUGAGGAAGUAAGAAAUCUGCCUAAUUCUGAACAGCAAGUGCAGAGUGAAGAAUUCUGCACCUUGCUCCGGCAGCAGAAAUAUCUGAAGAAUUUGACAGAGCAUGCGCUUAAAAAGAACCAGCCAUUGAUAAUAUUGAAUCUUAUGCAUGAAAAGACCGCAUCGUUAUCAGCUGAAGAGCUCACUGGUACAGAGAGGCUUGAGAGAAUGUGCUUGCAAACACUUUCUAUGCGUCCUUUGCCUGGUUUCCCAGAUAUAGAAAUAUCAACUCAUAAUGAUGUGGUGGAUGAGGAUCAAGAAGCUUUCUCUGCCAAAUUAAGUACAAAACUGCCUGCAACUGCUGCAGCUUUAGUAGACUCGGACUUGCCUCAGAUUAUAUCUGUCAUUCAGUCAUGCCCACACAGUAUUGGAAAGAUAACAAAGUCACUACAUAAUAAGUUUCCAGAUGUGCCAAAAUCCCAAAUAAGGAAUAAAGUGCGGGAAAUAUCUGAUUUCUCUGAUAACCGUUGGCAGGUUAAGAAAGAAGUUCUGAGCAAGCAUGGCCUUGCUAUAUCGCCAGAAACGACUUGUGGGAAGACAAAAAGCAUUGCUACAUUCUUGAAAAGAUGCUUGCCUCCAUUGGGAACGACUUUGAACUUUAGUGAAUCAUCCCCACAAUCUUGUGAGAAACAUGCAGCCGCUCUUGAACCACCCCAUGAUGUCUCAUUUGAACAUUGAUGAGCAUCGUGGGUUCUUUUCCGUAUCUCAUAUGUAACUAGUUCAAUCAUGUAAGUGUUGCUAGCAUUGCAAGUUUCGGCAAUGUCUCUUAACAGUAUGUUGUCCAUUUAAAUGAUAAGAAUGUUUUGCUAGUACCUCAAAACCAAGACGAUGGUACAGGAAAUGGGUUUCGACAGUUGUUGCAAAACUACAGUUGUGAGUCUUAAUGUUGGUAAUGAGCAUUGAUGUGUUAAGAGGUAGAGGCUAUGGGUGGCAUUAGAUUUGAUAGUAUAUGAUAUAA